GCGCUUUUACUCUAGGGACGCAGGGACUACAACUCCCAGGGCCGCCCGGCGGCAGCAGGUGGGAGCGGGGCUGUUGAUAUCAAUAUGGCGGUUGUCAGCCAGACAAAGACAGUCAGUCUGAUGUGAUUGAGACAAGGGAGGUUUUCAGGGGGAGACUGGGAGAUAAGGGCCUCCCCUCCCCCUUCUCCUCUUCCUGCGCCGGCCUCAACCCCUCCCCAGUCCCCUCCCGACAGGCGCCCCACGCGGAAGACACCCCUCCCCCUCCCGCUUUCCCCUCCUCCUACCUCAGCCCUUCGUACUGGGACGUUGGGGAGGGGGUUUGUGCCGGGCGGAGAGAACUCUGCAAGGAUUCUGAGAAUGAUAAGUAACGCUGAUAAUCUCUAGAAAGGAUAUUGAUUCACCUCAUGUAAAGUAUGCUCAGUUCCUUUCCAGUGCUUUUGCUGGAAACCAUGUCUCACUAUACAGAUGAGCCCAGAUUUACCAUAGAGCAGAUAGAUCUGCUUCAGCGCCUUCGGCGAACCGGAAUGACCAAGCACGAAAUUCUCCACGCCCUCGAAACUUUGGACCGUCUCGAUCAAGAGCAUAGUGACAAGUUUGGAAGAAGGUCCAGCUACGGAGGAGGUUCAUAUGGGAAUAGUACCAGCAACGUUCCGGCAUCUUCCUCCACAGCUACAGCUUCCACACAGACUCAGCAUUCGGGAAUGUCCCCAUCACCCAGCAACAGCUAUGACACCUCCCCACAGCCUUGUACUACCAACCAGAAUGGGAGGGAGAGUAAUGAGCGAUUACCCACAUCCAAUGGGAAGAUGUCACCCACUCGCUACCAUGCAAACAGCAUGGGUCAGAGGUCAUACAGCUUCGAAGCCUCAGAAGAGGACCUAGAUGUAGAUGAUAAAGUGGAGGAAUUAAUGAGGAGGGACAGCAGUGUGAUAAAAGAGGAAAUCAAAGCCUUUCUUGCCAAUCGGAGGAUUUCCCAAGCAGUUGUUGCACAGGUAACAGGUAUCAGUCAGAGCCGGAUCUCUCACUGGCUGUUACAGCAGGGAUCAGACCUGAGUGAACAGAAGAAAAGAGCAUUUUACCGAUGGUAUCAGCUCGAGAAGACGAACCCUGGGGCUACGCUAAGUAUGAGACCAGCCCCCAUUCCAAUAGAGGACCCAGAAUGGAGACAAACGCCUCCCCCGGUCUCAGCCACGUCUGGUACCUUCCGACUUCGACGAGGGAGUCGAUUUACCUGGAGAAAGGAGUGCUUGGCUGUCAUGGAAAGUUACUUCAAUGAGAAUCAAUACCCAGAUGAAGCAAAGAGAGAAGAAAUUGCAAAUGCUUGCAAUGCAGUUAUACAGAAGCCAGGCAAAAAACUGUCAGAUCUGGAACGAGUCACCUCCCUGAAAGUAUAUAACUGGUUUGCUAACAGACGGAAGGAGAUCAAGAGGCGAGCCAACAUCGAAGCAGCAAUCCUGGAGAGUCAUGGGAUAGAUGUACAGAGUCCAGGAGGCCACUCCAACAGUGAUGACGUAGACGGAAAUGACUACUCGGAGCAGGAUACUUGGCAAGUACGCAAUGGGGAGGAGGAGGAGGGAAGAAGUUCAGAGGGAGGCAGAGAAGCAGAGAAGGUAGAAGAAGAGAGGAGGAUCUGAUCCAAACAAGACGACAGCACGAGCCACAGUGACCACCAGGACCCCAUCUCAUUAGCUGUGGAAAUGGCGGCAGUCAACCACACUAUCUUGGCCUUGGCCCGACAAGGAGCCAACGAAAUCAAGACAGAGGCCCUGGAUGACGACUGAUCAGGGAGGGCUGAACACGAGAAGUUAACUUAGUUUAGACGUAGCACCUUAGCAGACUUUCCUCGGUCCUUAACAUGUGUUCUUACAGUAUAACUUGCAGUUUCUUGUAUGUCAGUUAGCCGUUAGGGUCUUGUUCUGUGGAGAUGGCAUGGUGCCCUCAGCCUUCGCAUAUACUCUCUCAGUAUUAACGCCCAGUAACUAAUCACCGACCGACCGACCAGACUUCCCUCUCCCAGCCCCUGAGGCUAGAAAAUCUUGCUGCUCUGUCUUAGCAUUCCAAGAAAGUGCUUCCAGGUAUUUAGAUAGCCCUCGGUUCUCAAGUAUUAGGCUACGUGUCAAACCUCGGGUUCCCUUAGAUUCCUGUUAACACUAGUCUGUACUCCUGUUCCUUCCCCAAGACUGGUAGGAUGCAAGCUGAGGUAGUGUGGCCCAGGACGGACAGACACCACGUGGGGAGUGUCCGCAGAGUAAAAGGAACACUAGAAUCCCCACCUCGGCGUGGGAGUCAUUGAUUUCCAGCUGCAAUAAGCCGUGCCUCCUAUAGUCACACCGUGGCUAGAUAACACUUCUUUGGGUGCUGUGCUAAGAAUGUCAAAGGAAAAACUUGAUCUCAGAUUAUGGGUGAUGCUAACAUGCCUGACACAGACAUCCUUUCCUCUCACAAGCUGUGUGACUUAGUAGAUAAAAUACUGCCUUCUGCCUUUGGGACCAUGAUUAAAACAAACAGAAAACAAAAGUCAUUAAAAAAAAAACCCACAAAACCCAGCUUGAGAGAAUUGAGGAAAACACACGAGCCGAAUGUCUAAUGGAUGUUAAGUCCAGUUCUCAGAACCACUGUACGUUACGGGGCACAGCUCCGUGCCUACCUGGAAAGGUGCUGGAGGUGAGCAUGGAAGCGGCUUUGCCUCCUGUCUGUGUCCCCUUUCCCUGCUACCAAAAAAGAAACGGUCUUUCGAGGAUGGAGCUAAGGUCAAAAGUGAGUGAAUGAACUUCUUUCUUUGUAUCAAUUAACCGAAGCCCCCUCAAUGAGAGGUUGCUAGAGUGGGAUUGUGCUGACUGACUAUCACAAAUGCAAACGCUGUCCUCAGUGGGAGCAGAAAAGAGCAGGGGACAUUUGCCACCUGCGUGUAGGUCUGCGAGACACUACAAGAUGUGACUUCUUGGUGUGCUCUUUACUCUGUCCUUGGAGAGGUGUGAAAAGCUAUAUUGCCACAGGCAAUUUAUUUAAUAAUUGGAAGCCAUAUUGAUAAUGGAUGUGGUAAUAUUUGUAAAGUUUAAUCUACUUUAAGCGGCAGUAACUAAUGGAAUUUUUUUCCUUGAUCACAUAUGUAGCACUUUUGUUACUUUUUAAAGAUAUUUAUAUUUGAUAAAUCUUUUUUUCAUUUUGAGAACUCAAAAUACCAAACAGUGAGCUUGCGUUAUAAAGUCACCCUGUGAUCACCUUGUCAUCCAGUAGCAAAGUGAUGAACUACUCAUGCGUCAGAGAAAAUUACACCUGCUGGCCUUGUAUGAAAGUCAUCUCUUGGCAUCCCGAUCAGAGGACACACUGUCACUGUGGGUAAGAGGAAGCAGCCGUCAGUGCGGCGCAUAGGGUGCGCCUGAGAGAGUAUUUCUGGCCGUGUGUUUCCUGCCUUGUCCCCUCUCCUUUCUGCGAGCAACGAAGCCCUGUUUAAAGGGGAGCGUGGGGCUGGCUCCGAAGCAGGGCUUUGUCUGUUUGUCCAUUACCUGAAAAGGACUUCUAAGGAGGGCGCCAUUUCCUUACCUCUUCACCCUUCCUCCUCCGCCAAAUGUUUUCAACCUAAAACCAUUGAGAGAGAGGAUGCCGGAGCUGCUUCCUUUCCCAUCCUCGUCAGUGAGGUCUGAGGGCCCGCCAGGGUCCCGCGGGGCCCACUCCGCCGGCCUCCGUGUCUGUCAGUCCUGCUCCGCCAGCGCGGAGGCUGCGGACAGGCGAGGAGACGCCACCUCCCGCAGGCCCGCGACUUCCGUGCGCUGUCGGCGGGACCUGGGCCUGCUUGUCCAUGAUUUCAGGGGGAGAUUGUAUAUAUAUAUUUCCAGCUUCCAAGAAUUGAAGUAAAAUGGAGGAGUCUUUUCUGUUUUACUGUAUUACUUGAACCAACGAAUUCAAGAGUAGCAUUUGUUAUUCUCAGGAAUGAUCCCCCCGUUCAUUUUCUUUCUUGACGUGUUUAACUUUUUAUUUCAAUUAGGAGAUUGUGUUAUCUUUCAUUCCUUUUAUAUUAUUUAGAAGAAACAUAUUGUGUCUUUCCAUUUCAGUGGAAUUUUGUCUGCUUCUUCUCAGUUGAAUCAGAAAGGAGAGAAAAAUACACUGUCUGACAAGCCACAUCCAUGAUUUAUUGUAAGGAGAUUGUUAUAAUUGAUGGCUUCGUUAUGAAGGGACUGCUCGUAUCAUUUGUUCUUGCUGGUCCUUUUAAAGAAACAGACUCAGACUGUUAAGACAGCCGCAGCUUCUGAGGAAAUACUGUGAUGGCCAGAGAACAGCUGAAAGGUUUCGUUGUUGUAAGACCUUUAAGAAAGGAAAAAAAGCUUCAGAGAAUAAAGCAGAGUGAGUAUCCAUGAAGCCUGAGUACCAGGUCUUACCUGGAAAUCUUGACAAAGCGCAGGACUGAGUCUGCCAGUGCAGGGUAGCAUCGCAUUGGGUUCAGUAGGAGCUGGAGGAAGGAAUCCUGCACCCAGAAUUCUUCAUUAAAGAAGACCGCUGGUCUGCUCUAAGAUCCACUGCCUUACAUAUAACUUUUGCUUUUUCACCAAGAGUAAAAAUUUAGUUCUUUGAGGCCUUGAUUUAAAUCUCCCGUUGGUUGUUUCUCUGUCAUCAGGUUUAAUUCCGCUGUCUUCUCUGGGCUACCUUCGUGCUCACAGUGGCAUAUGGAGUUGCCACUGUCAAACUUGUAGUAUCUUUGGAUUGUAAGGUUUUUUUCUUAAGCUUUUUCAGGUUUGACAGGUAGUAUUAAAACAGAAACCCUAAAACUGCUCUCUUACUGAAGGGAAAAUAGCCAGGCUCUUAAAGAAUCCCAUUUUGUGCUUUCUGGUUGUUCUGUCCUCUUCUCUCACGUUUGCUGUACUUUUUUCAGGCCCCAGAGGACUCUUUCCGGGGCUGCUCCUUCCCGGGUAAGGAAGACUAAACGUGUCAGGUGGGGGAACCUUGCCAGCAGUUCAGGUAACUUGUCUGUUAUUUUUUUAAGACACUUUCCUUGAAUUACUAUGGCAAUUCGAUGGGUAAACUUACUACCCUUCUUAACACACAGCCUUACAAAGAGACCUUUUAAAGAUGGACCAUCCUAAUGACAUUUCCGCCCACCUGCUGAUAACGUGAACACGGGAUGAAGGCCAGGGAGGGCUUCACGCUCUUACCUGAGACUUUCUAGUACCAGUCGGUACCAGACAGACAUCUUGGUUUUUCCAGCGAAGCUUGUCAUGUUGGAGCGCCCGCUUACAGCAGUUCUCUUCACGUUCUCAGUCCUUUGAGUGGUCGAUAAGCAGCCACCUUCCACCUCCCUGGGGAGUCUGUCCCGUUCACACACACUGUCAUUUGGUGUGUUGGCUCCUCCCCUGACUUUCCUCCACAGGAAGAAAGAGCCUGGAACAGGGAGACCCCUGGAAGGGACCCUUCACUCCAGCUCAGUCGAGGUGAGCACCUGAAAGACAGGAGUGAGGAAGCAGCUCCUCGGUAGGGAAGGAGGUGCAGCCCGUCCUCAGUCCCACGGGUUGCUGUGGCAGCGGCUGGUGCUCAGCAGCCUCUCUGCCCACACGUCCAGCGGGGAGACCAUUGCUGCGGUUCUGCUUGGCCUUUGUCUUUACAAAUUUCCCUCUUGGAUUUCGAGUCAGGCACCAAGCGUGAAUAGACUUCCACUUGAUCAGGAAUCUCCAGUCACAUCCUCUCUGUGAACAGCCCCUCUUGUCUUUGCUGUGGGCUCCACACCAAGGCCUCAUCUUGAGCCGACUUUGCUGGAGUUUUUAUCUUCUGCAGCAGACAGUGUAGGUGAGUGUGGUCAUCUCUUCACACAAACACAUCUUCCUGUGCUGCAGACCAGCUGUGUAUUAUCUCUGCCCGCAGUAGUGGGAGUAACUCCUUUUUCAUAAAUGACUCCUCACCCGUGUCCGAAAAAUGUGAACGUCAAGUCCUUACUCUCUCUCUGGUCUUAAGAAGGGUUUGGUUAGAGGCUGUCUUCCCAUUUAACUCGUGGCUCUUGUCUAGUUUUUGUUCAGAGAACCACCAGGGGAUCUUCCCCCGUGCGUCUCAGCGGAUUCUUAGGCAAUAAUUUCCCUUCUCGUCGGUGGCGCCCUGCAUCGGGUAGUUCUGACCCUCUACUUGUGUGUCGGUUUUCUGUGUUAAUCUCUGUGAUAUAAUCUUAUGUCAGUGGUGAUAGAGUUUGUCAUUUUGUUGUUGUGAAUAUUAGUAAUGUUUUACUACUGUAUUCAUUGGGGCUGCGUUGAGACCAGCCACAUCCAUCUAUAGCUUUACUGAGCCAGAUCUGUCUGUCAGGAUUUCCCAAGUGAAAGGUGGGCACAUUGGCCAGCUCCCGCUGCUGGUACCUUUGCAGGGCAGAGGGAUGGGGUGGGGGGUGCAGGGGUAGGAAUUACAUUCAACAUUCCUUUUUGUGAGCUAAGUAGCAAGGAUGUUUGCUCAGGGUUUGGGGUCAGGUGUCAGCCAUAUUGAACUUGGCAAACUGAGCUGCAUGCCCUGGAAACCCUCUUCUGUUUCUUAAUUUCCAUAUUGUCUAAUUUACGUUACCUAGCAAUACCCACGUUACCCAGUUUAAAGGUGUUGCGCCAUAAUGAAAAUGGAAGGUUUUCCGGGGGAGGCAACGCUGAAUGACCAGGUUCUCCUGUAAGGAUUUCCCUAAGGGCCACGUGCUGUCAAAGCAGAGGCCCUUUCUUUUUCUGUACUUCGGUCUCCAUUAUCUGCUCUUCUUUUCAGAAGAUGAUACUCACGUAAGAGGAAAGAUUUCCUUACUGCUCUCAAGAGACUUGCCACACUAUGGUGGUGGGAAAGGCUUUUUAAACACAUCAAGUCUACAAGUCCAUUUUUCGAUUACAGAAACUCCUCUUGCAAAUAGGUGAUGUUUGGAAGGCUGUUCUUAAUUCUCUUUACUUAUAAACUAAAAGUGAUGACUUACCACUCUUGCCAUCAGAGAAGGCCAAUAGUUGAUCACUGUAAGUUUAUAAAUUGAGACGUUUCUGUGUCAGCUUCAUGAUUCUUCCCUAGUGGGGAUGAGAAACGCAGCAAAAGGAAAGCUAAUAAGGAUCUGAAAAAUCUACUCUCCUGGAACAAUGGUUUUCUUUUCUAAUCAAGAGGGGAAUAAAUAUAAGAGGGAAAAGCUGGCUCACCCAAGGCUCUCACAUCCCCUUCUCACCGUCACUCAAGGACUCAGGGAUGCGGCGGGUGCCUGGGGAUUGCAGGUGUGCACGUCCUGGACGUCAUUCUCAUCGUUCUCAGUCUGAACUAAAUCUAGUUGAUUCCAUUCAAGUGAAAUCUAACUAGCACUUUGAUACCCCCGACAGUUUGCCGCACACAUUUCACACCCACUAUCCUUAGCCAGCUCCCGGAGAACAAACAGAAGGGUACAUCUGCGGGGGCCCUAGCCUUUCUCUCCUGACGUCCCUGUUACUUGGCAAGUUUUCAGGCGCUUUGCCCCAGUCUGGACGGCAGUAUCGUGCCCUCCGAUGGGUGCGCGCUGCCGCGGCGGCGGCCACACACGGGCCUGAGCGCGGGAGCGCGGGCGCGCGUGCACAGCUCAGCUGGCGCCCGAGACACCUUGGGAUGCUGGCUCCGUUGACUGCAUUUUCAUUUUCUCUCUUUUAAAUAAAAGUGGCUUUAUACAGCCAUAAUUAACUCUCACAUUCACGUUGGUGUGCUGUGAUCAAAUGAAGGUUUGCCUGCAUCCUUUCAAAUUGUAACCAUGGUAAUUGGGGGUGGCAUGGAAUGAAUAUAUAAAAAUAUAAUGACAAUUGUUCUGAAUGACUGAGUGUCCCCCUGACAUGUAAUUAGCUGUUUUAGCAAGAUGUAGAUUGGCAUGGUCAUAAUUAAAAGGAUUUCUGUCCUUUAUGUGAUUGGAAAUGGCAGCGUUCCCAUUCCCUGUUCCCUUUUAGCACGAGUGCUCCCAAGAACAUUUGGAACAGCAACUCAGUAAACUAAAAUAAUGACAUGGUCUUCGCAUCUUCUAAGUGGAAGAGAGGAUUUGGAGUUUUAUUUCAGCUUCAAAAUGGAAGCCUUUGAUUACUGCUCUCCAUUUGACUUCUAAGUCACUUGAAACCUCUCACAUCCAGUUCCAACCUGCUUCUCCUUUGGCAAAAAAUACAGUCAGAAUCUCAAACUAAGUCAGCCGCUGAUGAGGCCUCCAGAUCACUGUCCCACGUGCUAGCCGGCAAGGGUGUCCUGUUGGCCUGGCCCAGCGUUUCCUGCUUAACGAGCUUGCUAGAAUUCUAAACUUUUCCUUGGUCACUUGGUAUUUCCAUUGCCAUCACCAUCAGAAAGUAUUUUUCAAACAGGAGCUUAUACAUGAGUUAAACAGGGUUUUCUUGGUCUAGAGCAGAAGACUGUGGCAAAAGUGGGCACUGGUAUUUGCAGUUUCCUAAUAAUGUUACUGGAGGAAAAGGACAUGCAUGAGUGUCACCCAGGCUUUCUCGUAUCGCUGGCAGGCACCUGCUUCCUCCUGUCGGCAGCCCCUGCUUAUCCUGAGUUUUCCUCGUUGUUCUGCUGGGUCAGGGGGAUUGUCCCCCUGCCCUUCCAAGUCCGCGUUCUUGCCCUCCCACUUUUCCAUCCACCCUGUCCACUGAACAACAUCGUGUGGUCCUGGCACCUGACACGGCCUCCUGCCCACAGAGCCCACGUUCUCGCCCUGAGGCCUCAGGCUGGGUGGGAGCUGCUGCAUCACUAUCCAGUGUUUCUCUAGAAUGUGCCUGCUUUGGUUUUUUCCCAUCACUUGCGGAAGUCUUUAUUCAGUUAUAUGAUCAAAGGUGAGGCUAUACCAGCACCCAGCACAGUGCCAAGCGACCUUCACAAGCUGCUUCGUUCCCUGGGGCUCCUGGCGAGCCGCAGAGUCUGGCCCCGGGCCCUUUCUUCAGGCCUGGACGUUCCAGGGCUGGGGAGCACUACUUACCCUUACACAGAUCCUCCCCUCUCCACGUGUCAGAGGGAGUCCUAACCCAGCGCUCAACUUCAGUUUCAGAGAAAUGCUGAGGUAGGCUGCUCACACACACACACACACACACACAAUUUGGAUAAAGUUUCUGCCUUGGGAUUCUUUUUUGUUCCCUUCAGAACACCUACAAUCAAACGUACAGUAGUUGGGCUAGAGCAGGAAGAAUAACGCCACAAGAGGUUUUCAGUCAGGGCUGUUGUCCCCGUAAGAUCUACAAGCGACUUCGCCUCGCACCUGCUUUCCACGUGUGCGCGCGUGGAGACCCACCUGCGGGCUCCUGACAGUUGGAAUGGCUGGGGUUUUAUGGCCCCAAAGACUAGAGUAUCACAUCCCUUUCUUACUUUCCCAGCUGCUGAAAGAUAAACAUCUCCAUUAGAACUAAAAAUCUGUCCUAAGAUUAGCGAUUCUGAGAAUUGACUAGAUGAGUAUAAUUCUGUGACUUGUGAGACAUGCACUAAAGCAGCCAGCAGGACAUUCUGAUCAUCUGCUUACAUUCAAAGAAAAUAGAAUUAUCACUGCAGUUAAAACCUUCUAACACGAUCUACUAUUUUAGUGAUCAAAGUAUGAGAUAUGCUGCGUAAAGGAUGGUGCUACUUAAAAGAACUGGAGUCGGCAGGAUGUUUACCUUCCUGGCUGUUUCCGGAGGCCGCUUCAGUCAUUCAGAAAACCCUGCACCACGUGUUCCUUUACCACCCGCGGCCCCCUGCUAAAAAGAAAACAAUAAAGCCAGCUUACCAAAGUCGGUGAAAAUAUAGGUAGUGCUUCCCCAGAAUAUGUAUUUUUCGGAGCGAACCACCAGAAGUAAGUUAUUCUUGCAGGACACCACUGUAAAGCUGUCACUCUAAGUCACAGCAGACGUUAACCACCCCCCACCUCUGAGCACUGGAAGCUCGGAGUAGCCACUGAUGUUUCCCAGGCGUGGCCCGCGUGCCCAGGACCAUGCUCAGCGUUUUCAUGGUCUCGUUUAUUCUUGAAGGUUCACAGACUUGGCCCUGAGCAGUGCGCCCUUAACAGAUCAAGUCAAAUCUCUCAUUGCUUCUUUCAUCUUAGUGGGUUGUUAAUGAGAUGUGUGCCUGGCGCUGCUGAGUGAAAUCUCCGCACUUAACCCAUUCCUUCUCGUGGGCAGUGCUGGCUGGUCCCCACUGGCACACUGUCGCUCCACCGUCAUUUCUGUGCACUUAAUUCCCCCGACACUGGACCAGCAUUACUGUGAUGAUCCAGACACCAGAGCAUCCUUCUCCUUGGCCUUCCUCCUCCGAUACUGACGGUGAUGGGAACACAGCGCAGUGAGGUUGGGCAGUUGUGACGUGAAACCUCUUGUUUCAAGUCCCCUGUCCCAUCUGGUGAAUGUGACGGUCUUGCCUUUUGCUGGAAAGGAGCAUUGUGGCUGCCUUCAGUCUUGAGUUCGAGGGGAGCGUGAAUGUACUGGCUCUCCCUGGGUCUGGCUGCAGCCAGCUGAGAGGAGAAACUGCAAGCUCUCUCCCUGUUUUCUCUAUUCAGCUCUUCAAGCAUCUUUUCAGUGCCUGUUACUUUUAGGCAUCCCGCUUGCGUUUGGAAGUUUUGCUAAGCCAUUCCAACUCACCCCCGACCCGUCCCUUCCGUCAUUGUCCCCAGAGGCACUGGGGCUGGGCCAGCGCUCUGGGGAGUGGAGGCUCUAGAAUUCCUGAAUCUCAUCGGGUCUGCCCUGCCUCGGACUCUCUGGGGCUCAGCGUAAGGACUUUCUAAUAACCACAGCCCAGCACAGGGUGAGCGGCCUCCAGGUUCACGUGGCAGCUCAGUGACCGCUGUCAGAGUGACCGUUGUCAGGGACACGGGCUCCAGGCUGACCUGCAGACUUGGCUAACAAAUUCCAUGUUUCUCCCUCUCCCCUUCUCCUGCUCCUUCCUCUCAGUAAGUAGUUCCCCAGGGGCCGACUCUGUCACCUCUCUCUCCUGGCUCCUCGGUCAUGCCCCAGGCACCCUUGAAGUCCGGGAGACAGAACCACCCCAGGGGCAAGGCCUCGCUCGGAGCGGCCCCGUCAGAGGGUUCACCAGGCUGACCACUGGGGAUUGGGGGCCCCUGUAAUAGGCACCUUGUUUAACUAGCUGGCUGAUGGGGUUUUUGAUUAUCCACCCCCCCCCCAAAAAACCCACCCUUAAGGUGAGGGAAGGCCUUCCGCUGAGGCCCACCCCUUCAGAAUGGAGACGAGGCUCCUCACAAGGAAGGGCGCAGGACUCACCAGCCGGUGUGCACGGCCGAGCUGCUCUCAGGAUGCGGCCCCUUUACAACUCUGUCGUCGCCCCGUCACUUCUGGGUCAAGUCUAAAUCUCAGUCUGGCUUCUGGCUUCUGGCUUCUGGCUUCCUUUGAGCAUGGAGGCCUCUCCUUUCUUUUGCUUUACUGGAACUAGGAGCCGAGCAUGAACUGGUGGGGGUCACUUUUCCACUUCAUCAUUCACUGAAGCUAUUAAACUGGAAACGAAAUGACAUCAGUGCUGUAUUCAUGUAAACAGCAGCCCCUCUAGCGAUACCACCCUGAACUCUUGUUUUAUGCCAGCUUCAUGGGGGGGGGCAGUACAUACAUUAGUAGUGGAUUGAAUGAAGGUUAGAGAGCCUGGCUCUGGGCUCCUGUCAGGACCGUGACUGUUCUGUUCGUGAUCAUUUGCCUUGAAAACCACACGUGAGGAUUGCGAGUCAGUGAACCCCUUAACCAUGCAUCUCUGCAAACGGGCCCCACGAAACCAAAACCAAAGUUACCGGGGAUGGGACCAGCCCUGGCAGCCCACUGUCGCUCUCCGGGGCUGCCGGAACGCUCCUGGCAGCAGGGCCUCUCCUCCCCUGGUGGUUUUUCUCACACUGAUGACAGAAAGCAAGUCGGCAGCCCGGACCGCCACCGAGGCGUCCGGCACGCGCCCUGGCCCGGCUGGCCUCCCCGGUUCGCGGGGCUGCCGGCUGGGACACGGCCCUGCCAGAGGAUGCCCAGAACAUCGUGGCUGCCUCCCCUGGAAGAGCCCACAGCCUUCUGUGACCCCACGGGCUCCCCUCCCUCCCACGGCCAUGGUCACGUUGGGGAUGCAGUCCCUUUGAGGGUAAAUUUCUCUUUCUGUUUUUUUAAGUGCCUACACAAGUUACAGACCUCUGGGACCGGCCCCUCCCUCCCCCACCCUGCCCUCGGCCCAGCCGACCCCCUUCCCCCACAGGGUCCCCGGGUUCUGCCCGCUUCCCGUGCCGCUGCCGCGGGGCUGCUUCCGCUGCCAGGGUCCCGCUCUUGCUCAGAGACUGUUAAGGGGCCCGCUUAGCGGAGUCCACGGCUACCGAGGGAGGCCGGAGGGCGGCGGCCUCAGAGCAGGCACCGGGGUCUCUGACAGCAGCCGGGAGGUGCACCCUGACCUGACAGGGCGGAGUCGGAUAAUCACAGUUAAAAUCAGGAUGAUGCCUUUGCCAUCCUUACUCCUGUCGGCAGCCUCUCUUCCUAGACUUGAGGGGCCGGGCGUCUGCCCACAGGGGCCCAGAAAGGCCGACAUCAGUAGGGGGAGGAACAAGAUCAGAGGUGCGUCUUUGAACACGAGUGUGAGAUGAUGAUCUGUCUGCUUCUUGUUUUGAGUACUUUUAAGUCUGACCUGUGUGGGGCCUUGGCCGCGGGGUAGGGGUCCGGGGGUUACCAUGUGGCCGCACGGGGGGCAUCCCGGCACCAAGCAGCGCGGAGAUGAUUUGUUGGUGCGUUAGAACGUUCUGCAAAACGGAACAAUCCAUACCCAGGCACUUUAUUUUCAUUAAUCCAGCAUUUUUCUUCAGACAAUGUGACAACCAGAACGCUGGGCAUUCCCGGCUACCACGUGUGGGCGAGUUUGCCAGAGGACCUGUGAGCUGGGGUGGGGGGGCGGCGUGGCUGGAGGUGAGCAGGCGGGGGGCGCUGCCGCGGGGAGGUUGAGGGGGCUUCUCUGAGCCCCUCCCCUGCUCGGGUGCGGUCCCUCGGUCCUCCAGGUGCGCGGGGCAGCUCCCGGGCUGGAGGAAGCGGGGUGGAACGAGGCGGGGAGAGAGGCGCGGAGAGAGGUGGGUUCGUCCCCACUCACCUGGCCCCGAGCCGGGUGCCGGGGGAUGGCCUCCACCUCAGAGCGGCUCCGUCUCCGGUGCCUCGCGGGGUGGGGACUAGCUGCGCGGCAAGCUCUAAGCCGGGAAG
This is a messenger RNA of Vicugna pacos (alpaca), 13094 nucleotides long. The record is from RefSeq and is a predicted model, not a curated record. NCBI's taxonomy places the organism in Eukaryota, Metazoa, Chordata, Mammalia, Artiodactyla, Camelidae.